AAUACAUGUAAUUUUUUGUUUUUGUACUCCUGCUAUCACCUUAUAUUAAUUCGCCUUGUUUUUGCGCUUCUAGCUCUUUUCUUACGUAUGUAUGCAUGUAGGCGAAACGAGUUUGAAAUCACUCAAUCCAAUUUGAAGUUGCCCUUUCGUUGUGUCGUGCUAAGCAAAAAGGAAGCCAAUUGCUAUUGAACGUUUGAGUGUGUCAGUUGUUUGAAGGAUUGUUGCUGAAAAAUAAAGAAUUGUAUUGUUGCUGCCAAAUAAAUUGGUUAAAUAAAUUGUUCCCCGCAAUAAACCCUCCUUGUGUUUUCAUCAGGUGUGGGGUCGGAACAUGACCCGACUAAAUAAGAGUGAACUGCAAAACGCUUUAGAAAUAGCAGGAAUUACGUACCCUGCUACUUCUACUGUGUCUCAAUUGCGUGCCCUGUUAGAUGGUGGACGGAUGGAGAAUAGCUUUGAGAAUGACUCUGGUGUUGCUGCUGCCGCCGGCGGUGAAUCUAAUGUUAGAGAAUUGAAUGCUGAUGAAAUUAGUGAAAACGAAAAUUUGGACGCACAAAUAGCUAUGCUUGAGAAACGGAAGAAAAUGUUAUUAUUGCAAAAAGAGUUGCAAGCAUUAGAAUUAGAAGCGCCUAGUGCACGUCAGCGCAUCUCCGUUAUGGAUAUUGACGGGAUAGUACCAAAAUUUUCUGGAGAUAACGCUUAUCCAAUUGAAAAGUGGAUCAACGGCUUUGAUUAUGCCGUGAAGGUCGGUUAUAAAGAUGACCAUUUCAAGUAUAUGUGCAUGCGUCGCCUGCUGUCGGGUACAGCCGUCAUUUUCCUGCGCACAUCGUCUGCUGAAUUGAAAGUAGCACUUUUGAAGCAGUAUAAACGCAACAUAUCGACUAAUGACGUAUACAAGGAGUUAUACCGACGCAGGCGUUUGCCUAACGAGGGCAUUAUUUGCUACAUGUUGUCAAUGAAGGAGAUUUCAGCACAGGCCAGUUUAGUCGAACACGAAGUAAUUAGUGCAGUAAUUGAGGGACUGCGAUACAACACUGCGUAUACCUCAAUAUUGUAUACCGCCAAGAAUUUGGAUGAACUUCGGGAGCUGUUUAUAAGAUAUGAGGAAAAUCGAACGAGUGACAGUGCAACACGUAAUAUACAACAGCGUGCAGAAGGUGGGACCAAAUCAGAAUCUAAUGUGAUAUGCUUCCAUUGCUCGCAAAUUGGGCAUCUUUCGAAACAAUGCAAGCAACCAAAGCGCGCCAAAGGAUCAUGCUUCCGCUGUGGGAGCAAAGACCAUCUACUGAAUCAGUGCAACCAACCAUCAACGAAGACGACCGUAAAUGCUGUGGCUGAGGAGCCAACCGAUCCGGAUGUGUACAAUGUUGAGCCUUAUCAGACUUGGUAGUCCUGCCAGCUUUGUUAGCAAGACGCUUUUGGCUUUUGAUAUAACUGACGAUGGCCCAGUUCUAUCUGAUUUUUAUAGCUUGGGUGGCACUAAACUCAAAACCUUUGGUAAAAUUGAUUGUGAGAUUUUGCUGAAUGGCAAAUCUAAAACGCUUUCGUUAUUCAUAGUAUCAGAUGGCCUCUUUUCUAAGCCACUGC
Rhagoletis zephyria (snowberry fruit fly) is the source of this 1584-nucleotide messenger RNA. RefSeq lists its product as uncharacterized. Gene Ontology annotation, molecular function: zinc ion binding; nucleic acid binding. The record is from RefSeq and is a predicted model, not a curated record. Lineage: Eukaryota; Metazoa; Arthropoda; Insecta; Diptera; Tephritidae.